AGGGGUUGGGCCUCGGCCCUAGACGGAGGGCAGAAGGAGGCAGGGUUACAACGAGGGGCGUGGCCAGGGCUAACACAGUGAUAGAGAGGGCGGGACUCCGGGCACGUUCCGCCAGGGGGUGGAGCGAAGGGGGCGAGGUUUCGUUUCAGCUACCUCCUGUCGCCUAGGCAACGGCAGCGCGGCAUCUUCCAGUGGGGCGCCCGGUGGCAGACGCGGAACGGAACUGCGCGGGGCGCGUGGGGCACGGCCGGGGGUCGCGUGGCGCGUGGCGCGGGGAGGGACCCGCGCGUGACGAGAAGCCCGCGGGACGAGGCCGAGGGACAGCCAUCAUGGCGGAGCGGAGUCAGACCGCGUCUGAAGCAGGCAAUGACGUUGGAAAUGAUGACAUCAUCGCAGGGAAUGUGAGCAAAUUCAUUGCCACCCCCCUCGGCUAUUUUGGGCCUCCCAAGAAGGGCCAUCUGAUCUUCGAUGCCUGCUUUGAGAGCGGUAAUCUCGGCCGGGUGGAUCACGUGUCCGAGUUCGAAUACGACCUGUUCAUCAGGCCCGACACCUGCAACCCUCGCUUUAGAGUUUGGUUCAACUUCACCGUUGAAAACGUGAAAGAAUCCCAGAGGGUGAUUUUCAACAUCGUUAACUUCAGUAAGACCAAGAGCCUUUAUAGAGAUGUGACCCCGAUGGUAAAGUCCACAGCCAGGCCCUUAUGGCAGCGACUGCCACCGAAAAACGUGUACUAUUACCGCUGCCCGGACCAUCGCAAGAACUACGUCAUGUCCUUCGCCUUCUGCUUUGACCGCGAGGAGGACGUGUAUCAGUUCGCGUACUGCUACCCGUACACGUACACGCGGUUCCAGCACUACCUGGACAGCCUGCAGAAAAGGAACAUGGACUUCUUCUUCCGGGAGCAGCUGGGCGUGAGCGUGCAACAGCGGAAGCUCGACCUGCUGACCAUCACGAGCCCCGACAACCUCAAGGAAGGCUCUGAGCAGAAGGUGGUUUUCAUUACAGGCCGAAUUCACCCCGGGGAGACUCCUUCCUCCUUUGUGUGCCAGGGAAUCAUUGACUUCCUUGUGAGCCACCAUCCCAUUGCCCGAGUCCUGCGGGAGCACCUGGUCUUCAAGAUUGCACCAAUGUUGAACCCUGAUGGAGUCUACUUAGGAAAUUAUAGGUGCUCCCUGAUGGGGUUUGAUCUGAAUCGUCACUGGCUGGACCCUUCCCCAUGGGCCCACCCGACUUUGUAUGGGGUGAAACAGCUCAUUAUCCAGAUGUACAACGACCCGAAAACCAGCCUGGAGUUCUACAUUGAUAUCCAUGCACACUCCACCAUGAUGAAUGGCUUCAUGUAUGGCAACAUCUUUGAAGAUGAGGAGAGGUUCCAGAGACAAGCCAUCUUCCCCAAGCUCCUGUGCCAGAAUGCUGAAGACUUCUCCUUUUCCAGCACAUCCUUCAACCGGGAUGCAGUGAAAGCAGGAACUGGCCGGCGCUUCCUGGGAGGCCUGCUGGACCACACGUCCUACUGCUACACCCUUGAGGUGUCUUUCUUCAGCUACAUCAUUGGGGGUACUGCAGCAACUGUGCCCUACACCGAGGAGGCCUAUAUGAAGCUGGGGCGGAACGUGGCUCGGACCUUCAUGGACUACUAUCGCUUGAACCCCUUUGGGGAGAAAGUUCCCUUUCCGGUCCCCAGGCUCAGGAAGGAAAGAUCACCUCCAUUCAAGUGCCCACAUGGUCGGGCCCCCCCAGGUGCCCACAUCAAAGGAGAGAAGAAGAGCUCUUUCAAUCACAAAGACCAGUCACAGUCUUCAUAAAGACCCAGAGGAUGCUGGCAGGGGCUGGGAGAAGGGUCGUCUUCCAAUGCCAGCAGAGGCUAGAGAGUCACAAAGGAGGGUCCACAAGCAGAGGCCCACCUUCCUUUCCCACAUGGGGAUUUCUGAAAUAAUAAGUAGCUUGGAAAGAGAGGGGAGAGUUGGAGGGGAUGGAGAAAGGCCACACAAAGAUCUCUAUGGAUCCAAAUAUUGGCCAACCAAAAAGAUGAGUUAUAUACCUGUCCCAAGAAAGGUGUUGGGUGUGUAUAUACAUAUAUGUAUGUGUAUCUAUUUAUAUAAACAUACAUACAUAUGCAUAUAUGUUUCUAUAUCAUAUAAGCAGACACUGAAAGAUAAUGUGUUUACACGUCACACUCAGGUUUUAUAUAAGCCGGAUGAUGGCUACAUUUGAACCAAUAUGGUGGCAGUUUACUCCCGACUUUCCCUUUCGCCCAUAAUAAAUUGGAUGCAAACCUUGAGCUCAUUUGCUGAUGAGCCAAUAGAAUUCAAAUGAUAUUCUCUGUAGCAGAAUGACCCAGAAUUCCCAGAGCUGCACACAGAAAUCCCAUCCAACUCUCUGGUCUUUGCCCUUUCCAUAAGGAUCAGCUCCACGGUCACAAGAUAACGGCUCAGCCCAACCCAAAUACUGUUGGAGAGCUUCUGGCUUUCUCUGCUCUUGUCUCCUUCCUGCAGGCAUCAGUGGAGAUAGAGGGAGGCUGAUGCCCUUCCUCAGGGCUGAUGGCGAUAGCUGCUGCUGCCCAUCUCCUCUCACAGCUCAGCUCAUAUGGCUUUCUUUUUUUAGUGUGGCAAAAGAGCUGGUGUUGGGGCACGUCCCUCCCAUCAGCUGUACAAUGGUUAGUCCAUGAGACUCUCCCCUUUCAUUCCAGAGCUUUCAUAAGUUGCCUGCUUUGCUAGGAACCGCCAUUUUUUAAGCAAAGGAUUCUGGUUCCCGCAGCUUUGUUCACUUCUAUAUUGAGCACCCUAGCAUGAAGCUCCCCCCAAUAAGUGCUCCCCAAAAGCUGCUCCUGCAUUCCCUGAGCAGCUUAGGCUCAGGGUUGGUGGAUCCUUCCAACAGGUCUCUUCUUGCUCAUUUAUUCCCCAGCUCCCUUUGCACAGAUGGAGGCUUGGCACCAAUGCCUGCCUUGACCAUACCUCAUGGGCCACAUCCAGGGCAGGUUUGGGGUGGGGGGAAGUGAUUGUCACAGGAAAAGAUUGGAAAAGAGGGAGAGGAACCAUCCUUCCCACGGAUCCAAUCCUCCUGGCCGCGUCUGGCGGAGAGAUGGAGGGCCACAAAAAUCCGGCGCCCCUUCCUUUCAUCCACCGUCCCAGGGUGGUGUGGCAGAGGAAAGUGCCUUAGUAUGAUGAAUGUGGCCUCAACGGCUGCCGGCGGCUCCCUGUCUAGGUAAGCAGCAAGCUGAGUAACUGUGACAGCCGAUAAUUAAAAUGACCUCGCAGAGACACAGAUGAGGAGAAGUGCCAGCCAGCAGGGUGGAGGCGGGACAAGGUGUCCUUUGAAUUCAUGCUGCCUUCGCGGACAGCUCCUGUUGGGCCACGGCCCAUGUUUCUGUUGAAUAUUGUUCAAAGUUGGCUAUAGAAAUUGAGAAAGAAAUUUCCGUGUUUUCUUCUUGCAUGACGGUUUUUAAGCGUGGAUGCCAAGAGCCCUCCGUUUGUGGGCUCGGAAGCACCUCGCUGUGUGCCCCUUCUCAUGGGGCCCUGGUUGGAGGAAGUGGAAUUAAAGUGGUUUGUGCACCA
This is a messenger RNA of Monodelphis domestica (gray short-tailed opossum), 3554 nucleotides long. NCBI's taxonomy places the organism in Eukaryota, Metazoa, Chordata, Mammalia, Didelphimorphia, Didelphidae. The record is from RefSeq and is a predicted model, not a curated record.